AUGCACACAGACACACACACAUAUUUAUUGCUACACAGAGGUCAGUCCAAGGAGGAAACACCAUCUCUGACAGAGCUGAGGCAAAUUCUCUGGACGAACAGGAAGCCAGUGGCACCUGUCAAUCAAGUCUGGCCGAACCUGUACAUCGGAGAUGAGUCUGUGGCCCGAGAUAAAGCCACACUCUCGUCUCUGGGUGUAACUCACAUACUGAAUGCUGCAGCAGGUCGACACCGGAUCAACACGGGUCAGCAGUUCUACAGUGACCUCAAAGUGGAAUACCACGGCGUUGAAGCUGCAGACCAUCCGGAGUUCAACCUCCGACCUUUCUUCGACCCUGCUGCACAGUUCAUAGACAGCGCUCUGAAGACACAUGGGAAGGUGUUUUGUGCACUGUGCCAUGGCGUCAGCCGCUCUGGAGCGCUGGUUCUUGCAUAUCUGCUGAUCUGCCAGAAGCUGUCGUUAGUGGACGCCAUCAUUGCUGUGCGCCUGAACCGAGACAUUGGUCCUAACUCUGGAUUUUUGGAGCAGCUGAGGCAGCUGGAGCUGAGUCUCAGUGCACAGAGCAGACUGAUCACAGAAAAGGGCCACGCUGAACACAUCAUGACGGAGCAUUUCACCCUUUUCAGUCACCUGUUUGUUUGA
Plectropomus leopardus (leopard coralgrouper) is the source of this 642-nucleotide messenger RNA. NCBI's taxonomy places the organism in Eukaryota, Metazoa, Chordata, Actinopteri, Perciformes, Serranidae. The record is from RefSeq and is a predicted model, not a curated record.